Molecule: messenger RNA, 3746 nt
Organism: Nyctereutes procyonoides (raccoon dog)
Lineage: Eukaryota; Metazoa; Chordata; Mammalia; Carnivora; Canidae
Gene: SPICE1
Product: spindle and centriole associated protein 1
Exons: 18
Coding region: 1051-3630 (859 amino acids)
Biological process (GO): metaphase chromosome alignment; mitotic spindle assembly; regulation of centriole replication
Cellular component (GO): centriole; centrosome; spindle
Source: RefSeq, a predicted model, not a curated record
UGUUGCACGCCGAGCAGAAAGGAUGGCAGGACCCACAAGGGCAGGCGACCCUUGCACGGGCGGGGGACAGAGCAGAGAAGGCUGGAGAGGGAGGCCGGCGGGCCCCCGAGGAGGGCAGAGGGCCCGAGGGCCGCGGCUGGGCCCUGGAUUCCUCCCUGCGGGGGAGAGCCACGGUCCUCUGGGGCUGAGAGCUGUUCUGUCCUUAGAUCCGGGUAAAGGAUUGACUGCUGGGACAAUGUAGGGAAGGAGGCCCUGUUCCCCUCUAGCCAGAGAGGGUUUGCUAAAUCACACCGUAAUUCUCCUUAUUUGGAGACCUCCAGCGGCUUCCUGAGGGUCGCUUUAGGAUUGUGUUCCAACUGCUGUAGCUUAGAGGGCCUCUCUAAGGGGGCCUCUCUGUCCUCUCUGUCCCUUUGCAUCCUCUUUCUAGACUCUCACCUUCUCAAUUCUGGUAGUCCAACUGAACGUUUCAAGCCCUUUGCAAAUGCUUUUUCUCCCACCAGGAACAUUGUUUUCCCCUUUUCGCCACGUCUAGCUGGUUUUGAUGAGAGGGGGGAAAGAGGAGAGAGGGUUAUUCCAGGAAAAGAAUGCACAGAUUCUGGUAUCUGAUUGGCUACGAGACAAGAGGGACCAGAAGGUGAUGCUAAGGUUUCAAACUGGAGCAACCAGAAGGAUGGUCAUUCUGUUUGUUCGGCUGAGCUUACCGGUUAUGUAGUAAGGACUAGAGGUUGGUAGGGAGGGGACGUGGAUGAUUAAGUUGUAUUUUGACUACACUGUAAGUGAGAUGUUUGGGAGAUGUAUACAGAAGGCAGUUGGAAAUGAGCAUUUUGGGGUGUUGGGGGAAAACGUGAAUCCUUGAUGAUUUGGGGCUCAUUUCUACAGUGUGUUUAUAUGCCCAGGGCAUUUGUAGCUUUCGUUCAAGGGAAGGAGCGAGAUCACAGAGGGAGGAUGUGAACUCCCCCUAGGUGAUCUGGAAAGGAAGCCGCUUGAGAGCUGGCCCCGUAUUAGACCUGUCUACUGUUUGGUCUCCAGUGCCUGGCCAGAGUCUAGCAGAUGUCACUUGUCAGAGUGAACCGUUAUGGUCCCCGGGGAGGAGGAAGGAAAGUGCUGAAAGUAAGGAAGAAGAAAACGUCACUGAAGCAAGAAUGGGAUAAUACUGUGAAUGAUCUAACAGUUCAUCGGGCAACUCCUGAAGAUCUGAUACGUCGUCAUGAAAUACACAAAUCAAAGAACAGAGCAUUAGUACACUGGGAACUCCAAGAAAAAGCUUUGAGGAGAAAAUGGAAGAAGCAGAAACCAGAAGUUUCUAAUCUUGAGAGAAGGAGAUUGUCAAUCAUGAAGGAGAUUCUUUCUGAUCAAUACCAGAUGCAGGAUGUUUUGGAAAAAUCUGAUCAUUUGAUUGCUGAAGCAAAAGAUCUGUUUGUUGAUUUUCCCCGUAGGCGCACAGGGUUUCCAAAUGUAACUAUUGCUCCUGAUUCCUCUCAGGGUCCCAUUGUGGUAAAUCAAGACCCUGUCACACAGGCCAUUCUUAGUGAAUCUGUCAUGGAGCCUCAGGCUCUUAAUGAAGUAGAUGAUGAUGAAGGAGGAACUGUUAAUAGCCAGUCAGAAGAAAGUGAGAAUGAAGCAGAUAACUCUCUAAACUCUCAGUCAAAUAUGAAUGUAGACAGGCUUCUCCACCAACUAAAGGAAGAUAAUUCUGAGUUAAUUAAUAAGCUGUGGACUGAUAUUCAGCAGAAAAUAGCAGCACAGUCACAAACCCCUUCAGGAACUCCAUCACCUGCCCCUCCAUCAGGAGAACAAAAAGCUGCUCUGAAUGCUACUGGUGCUGUCAAGAGAAUCCAUACCAGGGUUCAAUCUGAAGAAUCUACUGCGGCUCUAGACUCAAGCUAUGUUGUCGGACAAGUGCUGAACUCAAGGAAGCAAAAACAGUUGUUAAAUAAAGUGAAAAGAAAACCGGAUUCACAUUCUUCUUCCAAGCAAAAGAAGAACACAUUAACAGCUAGCACAGCCUCCACCGACUUACCAAAUAGCAAUAAUUCCAACCUGGAUGUCCUCAAACACAUGAUAAAUGAGGUGGAACAUGAAAUGGAAGAAUAUGAACGGUGGACAGGACGUGAGGUCAGGGGACUGCAGAGUAGUCAGGGUCUUACAGGCUUCACUUUGUCACUGGUGGGCUCCCUGUGUCGCCUGGUUCGGUACCUUAAAGAGAGUGAGCUCCAGCUGCGUAAAGAAGUAGAGACAAGGCACCAACUGGAACAAAUGUUAGGUGAUCAUCGAGAGCUUAUUGAUGCUCUUACAGCUGAAAUUCUUCUUCUUAGAGAAGAAAAUACUGCUACCCAGGCAAGACUUCAGCAGUACAUGGUCACAACAGAUGAGCAGCUUAUAUCACUCACACAUGCCAUGAAGAACUGUCCUGUGAUAAAAAGCAACAAAGAAAGUCAGACAUCAGAAAGGGGAUCCACAAGUAGGAAAAUUAUAGAUAAUCUAGAGGGUCCCAUUGUAAAUGCUAAUGUCUCCGUGCCAUUGGUGUUCAGAGGGGAAGAAGUGGCAGAAUUUGCACAGGAAGACUUGCCAGUUAAACUGUCUCAGGUGCCAGCUCCCCCGGACAACGUGACUCUGACUAACAGUUUUCCAGUACAUGUAUUUGAGCCCGCUGUGCUGUUAACACCACCCAGGCAGAAGAGCAGCUCCGGAUUCUCCCCCUUGCAGGACGUAUUGAGGAGAACUGUUCAAACUCGUCCUGCCCCACGAAUUCCUCCAACUGUGGAAAUAAUUGAGAAAGAACAAAAUUGGGAAAAGAACACCUUACCUACUGGCACAGACAAUCAGAAUUCAAAUGAAGAGAAUCACCUCUUCACUCAGAGGUGGAGGGUGUCUCACAUGGGGGAAGAUGUGGAGAACAAAGCCCAGACUCCUUUUGUUAACCUUUCACAGCCCUUCUGCAGUUCCCAUUCAAACACUCAGCAGGCCAGAGUCCCCGAGUUCUCAGAAGAGCCUCCAGUACUAGGAGACGGGCAGCAGCUUAAAACAAAUGAGGCACUAAUACAAAGAAAAGACAUAUUGACACGAAUUGCUGAGUUGACACUGCAGAAUUCAGCUAUCAAGGCACAUCUGAAUAAUAUUAUUGAACCAGGAGGAGAGCAAGGGGAUGGACUUCGGGAACUAAACAAACAAGAGACAAGUCAUGUGAGCAACAUGACUACAACUUUUCCAGCAGCACAACCUCUAAUACCAAGUAGCAUGGAGGAACGGAUUGCAGAAUUGAAUCGACAGAGUAUGGAGGCUCGUGGAAAACUCUUGCAGUUAAUAGAGCAGCAGAAACUUAUUGGUUUGAAUCUUUCCUCUCCAACAGUAUCACCCAUUCCGUCACCUCUCAGAGCAUGGACUGAAGGAGGAAAGAAGACAAUUGAGGUAUCUAUUCCAGGAGCAGAAGUCCCAGAAAGCUCAAAAUGCAGUACUAUCUCUCCUACCAGUGGGAUAAAUACAAGAAGAUCAUCAGGGGCUACUAGUAAUUCUUGUUCUCCAUUAAACGCCACCACAGGAAGUGGGCGAUUCACACCUGUUAAUCCAAGAGCAAAGAUUGAGAAACAGAACGAAGAAGGCUGGUUUGCUCUUUCUACCCAUGUGUCAUAAGUAAAGAUAGUUGUACAGAUUUUAUUUUCAGUAGUAUAUUCUUGAGCUUCCACUCCCUUUUCCUGGUUCCUGCUUUCAAGUUUUCAUGUCCUUUUAGAUAAAACCUGCAAAGUUCU